CGUGUGCGCCUCCCGGCCCGCGGCGGCCCCUCCGCAGCAGCGCCCCGCAGCCGAGGGGAGGGGAAGGCCUGGCGGCCGCCGCUCCGCAGCCCGCCCUUCCCCGCGGGACUGCCCGGGGCUGCGCCGCCUUUGUCGGCGCCCCGCGGAGGCGUUCUGGGAAGGAGGACCAGAGACCCCUGAAAUGCAGCCUUGAUUGCACGGUCCUGCCUGAUAGCGCGGUGCGCUAAACUCGGCUCACCGGGUGUAUCUAUUUGGCCCCUGAAAAUGCCUAGAAAAAUAGAUGACUCCAAAUUAUUCAAGCGCAAUUAAGGCCACAAAAGAAAAGACACCUGAAUUGACUCUGUGUAAGGCAGAUGGGGUUCAGUCAGGCUCAGCGGCAGAGAUAUGCACUGUCUGAGAAUUACUGCAAUUUCACAUGAAGGUCCAAGCGUGUCGAAAGGCUCUUGUCUGAUCCUAUUUGGGUCCCACAAGGAGCGCCGCUGAAGCAGAGCUAGUGGCCCAGAAGAACUUGUCAGGAAGCAAGCGCCAAAUAGGUAGUAAAAUGGGCACAGCUAUGGGGGAACCCGUUUCAUGCUUCUUGGGCUUCUCAGCGACCUACGAGAACCAAGAAACACCAGAAGAGGAGACUGAAACUGCCUCUCUCUUGCUCAUUCUUCAGUGCCAGAUCACAUCAGGCUGUAAGAUACCUGAGGACUGUUUGUUUGCAGACUGCUGGAAGGCAGAGACGGAAUCACCUAUUGUAAAAACUCAAAAGAACAUGAAGAGAUCUUCUUGCCAUCAUCAAAAUCAUCAGCAAACAGGACAUGGAACAAUUAAACACUAUGAGCACCUGUCAGUCAAGAUAAAUGAAGAUAAACAGUUGUGACUACUGAAUUAAAAUCUCUGUAGGAGAGGAAUGGGAAAUGAUGCAGAACAGCAGUGGCAUUGGAAGAAAAGCAUGUUGAGAUGGACCUGAAGUGGAACCCUGACAGAGUUUCUCAUCCAGGCUCAUCUGAAGACCAGGAGACUGAUUUGAAUUGGCAAGGCAACCCAAAUCCCAGUCCGUUGAUUAAAGAUGAUGGAGAGCUGCUUAUGGAUGAACAUCUUUCCCCCAGGAAACUGAAAAUUUUGGCAGGGGUAGAUGAUCUGAAGCAAGUGAAGGCCCUAGAGAUGCGAGUAGACACCAGAGAGAUCAGCUUGGGGAACUUUGGUGUGCAUCUGCCUAAUCUGAGAGAACUGAAGUUGAACAAUAGCUUGCUUGCAUCUGUGAGGGAUCUUGGAACCUCGCUGUCUCAUCUCCAUGUCCUGUGGAUGGCUCGGUGUGGGCUCUCAGAUUUAGAUGGGAUCUCUUCCUGCAGCUCUCUAAAAGAACUCUACAUUGCUUAUAACAAUAUCUCUGACCUGAGCCAGCUGACCUGGCUGGAUCACCUUGAGGUUUUGGACCUGGAAGGGAACAAUAUUGAGGACAUCAACCAGCUGCAGUUCCUACGACUUUGUUGCAAACUAAGCCACCUGACAGUGGAGGGCAACCUUAUUUGCCUGAAGCCAACUGCAGAGUCUGCAGAGGACCCAGACUAUAAUUACAGAGCAGAAGUAAAAAAACUCAUUCCCCACUUGAAGUAUUUGGACAGAAUACGAGCAAGCCAGACUGCUCUCCCUCCUUCCAAGAAGAUGCAUGAGGAUUCUCUAAUCAUCAAGGAAUCCAUCAAGGAUGGUGGUUUAGCCAAAGACAUUUCAUGGUUAGAUUCGUAUCUUGGGGAAGUAGCAAAGCAGUCUGGAGGCAGCCCAAAAUCCCCAACAACAUCCAGACCUGGAAAUGCACAGUGUUCUGCUAGUGCAGGGACACAUAGUGAUGCCAGCCUGUUGUCCGGUAGCUGUUCUCUUCCAAAUCCCACUGUUUUUCCUGAUAAGCUGGUCACAGAAGAUGCCUCCAGUGAUUUGACACAUGGACUCUGUCAAGUUAUAUGUGGGAACCCCGCCAAGGCCCUCCACGAGAGGAGGCAAAAGCUAGGUCCACCUGCUGUGAGCCCUUUGAGACCAUCUGGUUUGAAGACAGAAAACCUUUGUGGCUCUGGAGGAGGAAGAGAUCUGCAUCAGGAGAAGGUGUCCCCUGACCUGGGAGCACAGACAGAGCAGCACAAGGGGUGCCUGCAAACAGGUCAGCAAGAACAAACCAGCCAAGCACUGAAGAUGAAUGAGGGUGAAGAUAAGGAUAAGGACCUCAUUGAAAGGACUUCACUUGACCCUUCUUCCCACUCCUCCCCAGGUUUGUCACAGGCUCAGGAGGGUGACGUGUUCUCCAACACAAAACGUUAUCUAAUUCCAACCCCUCCAAAAAACCGUUCACCUGCCUCUGCAGUGGAUGUUGCUGCAAGACCUUGGAAAACAAGGAACCACAGGAACCUAAAAAUACCCAGCCAAGAGGAGGACAGGCAGUGUACACAGCAAUCCCGGUCAAAGGCUCAUCAAGAGAAUUCAGCCCAGCCUCUGGACAAAGAACCUGCUCUCCUGGGCCUGCACAGCACGCUGGCUGCCUCUGGAUCCCAAGAGCAGCGCCAGUCCGUGGGCAGCACCAGCCAGCAAAGGCCCAUUCCAGGACCAGCAGCUGUUGGGUCAUCAAGGACCAGGACCAUCAUGGAUGAGAGCCCUUCUAAAGAGAUCAACCACCAGUAUCCAGCUGCCUGCUCAUCCACAAAAGCCUCACAGAGGUUUAGGCCAAUGAAUUCUGCUUGGCCACUGACUGCCAAGUCCAUUCUGCAGCCAUUGGCAGGCAAAUCCACUGCCACAAAAACAUCUCAGAACAGAAGUCUUCAGUCCUAGAAGAUACCCAGCUGCCAGCAUGUGUUGGAGCCAUGUACACAAUGCAGCCAUGAAGGAUCAAUGCUAUCUUGCAGCUUCUUCUGCAAGCUAAACAGAGCAGUUCAAACAAAUAACAUGAUUUGCCUCAAUUCAGAAUACAGCUGGACCAGAAAUAUUUUAAGAGCAACCACUGAACAACCAAUGAGCAAAAGAACUUAUUACAGAAAGAUGUGGUUAUUUUUGUAACCUAUACACACUAAAACAGAACAGAUCCUGUCAUACUUCCUCUCAUCCACACCAUGCCCAUCUGUGAGUCAGGCAGGGACACCAAACAAAGCAGAGCAUGGAGCCUGCUGUCUGUGGAGUGGGCUGGAGGAGGUGAGCUACCAGCAGCCAGCAGUGUGUCUUUUGCAGUCCUGGAUGUGAGGGCCAAAACCAAGGGCUUGAGAGGAAGUGUUGACCAGAGCAGGUUCUAAUGGAGGGGUGUGUUGCCUGAGGAAGAGCCUGGGAAGGCUGGAUGGUUUCAGAGUUUAUGCCCCCACAGGAGCUCACCCUAUUCACAGGCCUUGCAGGUUCUUGUGGGAUGCAUUGCUAUGGGAGCAAAUGCUGAACAAGUGGCUUAUCCCAAUAUUAAUGUUUGUUUGCUCCAUAGCUACUUGGAAGGAUUUGUCUCACUUCCUCUGAAUAGAAUUUCUCUAGCAGAGCUGAUUUCUGUCACCAGGUGUCAGAGCAUCCUCUGCAUGUGCCUUUCACCUCCAUCCCAUUUCUAGCAUUUUCAGAUGAAAUAAACUUACCAAUUUGUUCUAAUUGGAUAAUAUUAAGUGAUGGAGCAAACCAGGAAAGUAAGGGAAUAAUACUUUUUUUUUUCAAUAGGGCAUUUGCUUCAUGGCUAAGAUACAAAACAUCUCCUUAAUGACUGCAGUCUGUGAGAUGCUGUUCCAAAUGACUGUGCCUUACAACUUUAUUGAUGUUGCAGUCUGA
Molecule: messenger RNA, 3759 nt
Organism: Ficedula albicollis (Collared flycatcher)
Lineage: Eukaryota; Metazoa; Chordata; Aves; Passeriformes; Muscicapidae
Gene: LRRC56
Product: leucine rich repeat containing 56
Exons: 16
Coding region: 946-2799 (617 amino acids)
Molecular function (GO): protein binding
Source: RefSeq, a predicted model, not a curated record